GCUGUGGGAAGAUGGCGGCGGCCAUGGGAGCCUGGGCCUGGCCGGUCACCUUUGGGCGGCUGGUGUCCUCCUGCAGCCGCAGCAUCCUGAGGUCGUCGGGCCUUGGCGCGGCCUCCCUGUGGUCUGCUUCCGGAAGGUUCCACUCGCAGAGCACGUCAUUCCCAGCAGGCUAUGUUCCCAAAACGUCCCUGAGUUCGCCGCCUUGGCCGGAAGUCGUCCUGCCGGACCCGACGGAGGAGGCCCGACACCACUCAGAGGUGGUGGCCAGGGUGAACCAGCUGAUCGCCGGGGGCCAGUACGGCCGCCUCUUUGCUGUGGUGCACUUCGCCAGCCGCCAGUGGAAGGUGACCUCCGAGGACCUCAUCCUGAUCGAGAGCCACUUGGACGCGGCGUGCGGAGAGAGGAUCCGGCUGGAGAAGGUGCUGCUGGUCGGAGCUGACGACUUCACACUCCUGGGCAAGCCGCUGCUGGGACGGGAUCUUGUCCGCGUAGAAGCCACAGUCAUUGAGAAGACAGAAUCGUGGCCAAAAGUCAACAUGAAAUUUAAGAAGAGGAAAAACUACAAGAGGAAAAGAAUAAUCGUGAGCCCCCAGACGGUCCUGCGGAUAAACUCCAUCGAGCUUGCCCCGUGCUUGUGCUGACGGCGCGUGUUGCACGCUGUGAGAAUAAACUGCGGAGACCCG
This is a messenger RNA of Condylura cristata (star-nosed mole), 683 nucleotides long. It is a transcript of the gene MRPL21, whose product is annotated as mitochondrial ribosomal protein L21. The coding region runs from base 12 to 641 and encodes 209 amino acids. Gene Ontology annotation, cellular component: mitochondrial large ribosomal subunit; ribosome. Lineage: Eukaryota; Metazoa; Chordata; Mammalia; Eulipotyphla; Talpidae. Gene Ontology annotation, molecular function: RNA binding; structural constituent of ribosome. Gene Ontology annotation, biological process: translation. The transcript is spliced from 7 exons. The record is from RefSeq and is a predicted model, not a curated record.